CCUGCUGCAGUGCGGCAGCAGCAUGUUCCAGGUGCGGCAGAAGCUUCCUGCCACUAAAGCUGUUAUCGUACCUGGGAACGGGUCAGGCGAUAUCGAGCAAGCCAACUGGUGUUUGGAACACCCUGGAUCAGGCACCUGGCUUCUUUUCCUCGUCAAGCUGUGUGCCCCAGUCUCUGCUUCCCUUUUAUGAGGUAUUUCUGUUAUGACGUUCAGCCACUUGACAGCAUAUGGAGGAGAAAGUUAGCACAGAAAUAAGGGAUCGCUCUUAGUGAGAUGCAAGCACAAGAGUGCAGUGAUUGGUCCCCCAAGGGAGAACCCCAAAAGAUACCUGGUUUCCAGUGUAUACUUCGAAAUAUGCCUGACCCAAUUACAGCUCGAGAGAGAAUCUGGCUGCCAUUCAUGGAAUCAGAACUCCAUUGCGAUGAGCAGACUAUCAUUAUUGGACACAGUUCUGGUGCGGCUGCUGCCAUGAGGUUUGCAGAAACUCACAAGGUGUAUGCAGUUAUUUUAGUGUCUGCUUACGUUUCCGACUUGGGAGAUGAGAAUGAAAGAGAGAGCGGAUACUUUAACCGACCUUGGCAAUGGGAGAAGAUCAAGGCUAACUGCAAUCGCAUUGUGCAGUUUGCUUCCACAGAUGAUCCUUUUCUUCCCUGGAGUGAGCAGCAGGCAGUGGCCAAUGAGCUCAACGCAGAGCUUUACAAGUUCACAGACAGGGGCCAUUUUCAGAGCAGUGAAUUCAAUGAGCUAAUCAGUGUGGUCCAGGGAAUACUCAACAGGGCUGCUUAAAGCAGGGCCUGUUCAUUGUGUGUAAAAAGAAAAGGAGGACUUGUGGCACCUUAGAGACUAACAAAUUUAUUGGCGCA
Messenger RNA from Caretta caretta (loggerhead turtle), 863 nucleotides. It is a transcript of the gene RBBP9, whose product is annotated as RB binding protein 9, serine hydrolase. The record is from RefSeq and is a predicted model, not a curated record. Gene Ontology annotation, molecular function: hydrolase activity. NCBI's taxonomy places the organism in Eukaryota, Metazoa, Chordata, Testudines, Cheloniidae.